This is a messenger RNA of Betta splendens (Siamese fighting fish), 2391 nucleotides long. RefSeq lists its product as uncharacterized. Gene Ontology annotation, molecular function: nucleotide binding. Bases 364 to 1647 code for a protein of 427 amino acids. The record is from RefSeq and is a predicted model, not a curated record. The transcript is spliced from 14 exons. NCBI's taxonomy places the organism in Eukaryota, Metazoa, Chordata, Actinopteri, Anabantiformes, Osphronemidae.
GCGCUCCUAAAGACCUUUGUGACAUUUAACAUCCUGAUUCCGAUAAGAAACGCAAAUUUACAAGGAGCCGUGAAUGCUGCACGUGAACUUCGCCCAUCCACCGGGUGGGGGCGAUAGCAAACCUCGUGACUGGUUGGGUUUGACUUCAGUUUCUGAAGAAGUAAAAUAGGAUUCUGGACCCUAAUGUGUUUAGUCCAGUCUGGGUCGAACUGAGGCACCGCAGCAAAGAGACGCUGUGAAUCCUUUCACAAUUAUAUGGGACAAAACAGACGUGAUCAGCUGUAAUAUCUGUGGCACGGUCCCAACACUGCGUGAACUGCAUCUACAAGCUUUGAUUUGUGUCGAAGUUCACAAGGUGCCAGAAUGACUUCCCCUGUCUGUGUGAUCGUGGUGGGAGCGGGCUGCCGAGGAGAGAACUACUCGAACUUUGCAACCAGUCACCCUGAGCGCAUGAAGGUUGUAGGAGUAGCUGAUCCAAGGAAAUUUGCACGCACUAAGAUUCAACGGCAACACAAAAUUGCAGACGAAAACAUAUUUGAUGACUGGCACAGUGUAUCUGAAAGGGAGAAGUUUGCAGAUGCAGUGGUCAUUUGUACGCCGGACUGCCUUCAUAAGGAACCGGCUGUGGCCUUUGCAAAGAAGGGCUACCAUAUUUUGCUGGAGAAACCAAUGGCAACAACUGCUGUAGACUGCACAGCGAUCGUGGAGGCCUGCAUCCAGAACGGUGUGAUGCUGUCCGUGGGUCAUGUCCUCCGCUAUGAUCCUGUCAUUGUCAAGAUAAAGGAGCUUUUAGAUGCCGGAGUUAUCGGUGAUGUGAUUCAUAUUCAGCACCUUGAACCGGUUGGGUUUUAUCACUUUGCCCACUCAUUUGUUCGAGGAAACUGGAGGAAUGAGGCAGAGAGCUCGUUUGCCCUUUUGAGCAAAUCAUGUCACGACAUUGACUUAAUACAUCACUGGGCAGGAGCGCGCAGGUGCCUAAAAGUGUCAUCAUUUGGAUCAGUCAGCCAUUUCAAGAAAGAAAACAAGCCAACAGGUGCUGCAGGUCGCUGCUUGGACUGUCCAGUAGAGAAACACUGUCCAUACUCGGCAUGCAAAAUCUACCUGGACAGAGUCAAACGGGGUCACACUGGAUGGCCUGUAUCAGUCAUAUGUCCCAGCUCAUUUCCAGACAUUGAGUCAGUAACUGAGGCACUGAAGACUGGACCAUAUGGUCGCUGUGUGUACGAAUGUGACAAUGAUGUCUGCACCAACCAGGUUGUUAACAUGGAGUUUGAAGGUGGUUUGACAGCAGCCUUUUCCAUGGUGGCGUUCACUGAGGAGAUAUGCAAGCGAAAAACAACAGUUUACGGCAGUAAGGGGGAGCUGUCAUAUGAUGGUGAUCAAAUUUGCGUCUUCGACUUUCUGACCCAAAAGUCCACCAAGCACACGGCACACAGUAAAGUUCCUGGGCAGUUCGUCAACAGUGGACAUGGUUCUGCGGACUAUCAUCUCACUGAUGCAUUUAUUUCUGCUGUGGCGAACAAUGAUCCAUCCCUGAUCCGAUCAGGUCCUGAGGAGACGCUGCUCAGCCAUUUGCUGGUGUUUGAAGCGGAGCGAUCACGUCUGGAGAACAGGGUGGUGUACUGUGGCAGUACCAGCCAGGAAUGAACACUUUGGCGUAAAAAAGAUCAUGCUUAAAUCCAACAUUACGGUAUAUAGAAGUUAAUUUCAUAAAAGUAAUGUCCACUUACAUUUUUAUAAUUUCUUUUGAUAUUACUGAAUAGAAUAAUCUGUCUAUGGGUAGGGACAGUAUGUAAUAUAUAUAUAUAUAUGUAAGACACUCCUGUUGUGGUAGUUUUUUGAUUAAUCUUGAAGCCUAUGCCAAGAAUUGGCACCAGCUAUAAAAAUCAUUUUGGUCCUAUCUGUUCUCUCAAAGUCUAAUGAGUAAAUGAUGUUUGAUUAGUCAAUAUCAUCAGCUUCAUUGUUGAUUUUGCCCUCUCAUUCACCAGCAAAUCGAGGCCCUCGCUAUUUACUGGGCACUCAUUUUGUUUAUUCUUCUUGAUUACUGAUAUAUUCCAGGAACUAAUUCAUGCUCCAGCUUGGUUGCACUUCUCUAUAGGAGAAGUUGCAAAAGAGACAUUAAACUCAUACAAGUUCCUCACCCCUUAUGCCUAAGCACAGACCAUAUACCAGAGUUUCUAUACAAAAUAAAGUUUGAAAUCCUUUUACAGCAGUGAUGGGUUCCAGAAGUUCACAAGCUGACCUGUUAGCCAACAGGUGCCUUUCUGUGGGAAGUUUGCAUGUUCUCCCUGUCCACCCACCCCUCAGACCACACGUACGUGAUUAAGUGGAAUAGAAGAUGGAUGGAUGGAUAAUAAACAUACAUAAUAAAAAUAUCUUUGCACUUUGCAA